Messenger RNA from Ceraceosorus guamensis, 1864 nucleotides. RefSeq lists its product as hypothetical. NCBI's taxonomy places the organism in Eukaryota, Fungi, Basidiomycota, Exobasidiomycetes, Ceraceosorales, Ceraceosoraceae. Gene Ontology annotation, molecular function: damaged DNA binding. The transcript has 6 exons. The record is from RefSeq and is a predicted model, not a curated record. Gene Ontology annotation, cellular component: Mre11 complex. Gene Ontology annotation, biological process: double-strand break repair via homologous recombination; mitotic G2 DNA damage checkpoint signaling. Bases 287 to 1750 code for a protein of 487 amino acids.
ACGCGGUACAUCAUAACUAAGGACGACAGCUCCUAUAGCAUUCCCGACCUUCCCAUUCACGAUUCUCAAACCAGAGCUCCUGUCCCGGGACAUUCGUGGCCAUCUCGCUGUUCGAUGAUCGUGAAUCAUGGAAGUGGGAGCACUAUUUGGCGCAUAGCAUGAGCUGAUCUAAUGCUCACGACUUGUCUCAUUGCGCACAUUGCACUGCCUCAGCCGCAAGCACUUCGGAAGGGAAUGCAGUCCAAUACCUUUGACCUGCAAAGCUGAGCGAUCUCAGCGAAGCAGCAUGGUGUGGCUCAUUGAGGGAUGCUUCGACGGAGAUGGCACGAAGCCGUUCUCGAAGCUCAUCAAGCCGAACGCUAAGUACAUCUUCGGUCGCAAGGAACCGGCUGACAUAGUCAUCAAGUCGAAGCUCAUCUCCCAGGAAGGAGGCUAUCUCAAGACAGGGGCCUUCAACAUUAACGAUGUAGCCGACGUGCACAGCAGACCGUCAGUAGAGAUCACUGCUGGCAAAAAAGGUGUCAAGAUAGUGCCUGCGAAGGAAGUGCAUAAAUGGGAAGCGAAUUUGGAUGGUUACGUCGGCAUUCUCAUCAACGCAGGAGGAAGGAGAAGCCUGGAAGAUGGAGACCUGAUCAUAUUUGCCAGCAAGCUUCCUUUGAGUCUCAGGUGGGCGCCAUUCGCGUUCAGCAUCCCUCGCGAUGGAAAGAUCGAGCCCGAAUGGGUCCCGAUGUGUGCAGCGACUGGCAUACAUCUCGCGGCCGGCAAGAACAUUCUGCCAGGCUGCAAUUUCUACAUGAUAGAGAAAGCGGGCUUGACUCUCAAUGUACUCACGGCGCUCGCGACAGCGAUGUCCAUCGUGACUUCUUCGUUCCUUCAAAAAUUCUUGGGUACAGCAUCGCUGCCUAGAUUAGACGAAGAGUCGCUCGAGCGAGAAUUCAAUGAGCUCGAUCCAUACGACUUUCAGCCACCCUUAGGAGAUGACCUCAUUCAACCUGACGCCUUGGGAGAUGACGCAGAUCACAGCACAGUUCUGGUGGCGGACCAUCGCAGGCCACACUUACUGCAAGGUGUCAGUCUUUUGUUCGUCCGCACGGGUACAGGAGAAACCCCUCAUCAAAGCUUGCUCGCCGAGCGCGUGGGUGCGAAGACAAGCGUGAUCGAGCCGGACACUCCAGAUUUCACUUCAGACAGGGCUUUGACACGAUUGAUUUCGGAUUACGCGCAAACGGCUCAAACCCAUCUUGAGGCGGUCAAGAGCCAGAGCACUUGGAUCACGCACGAAUCCGGGCUCGUCAUUCUAGUCGAGGGAACGGCCGCAGUCGGCGGCACUGAGUGGUUCCUUCGCCUAAGGCGUGUCGCGCUAAGCUUGCGCAUAGCAAUGCCCCUGGAUGGUGCUACGUGUGUGACUCGGACCAUCUUGCGAAGUAGCGUCAAGCAGAUCCUUUUUCGACCACCUCUCGAUCCGCUAGAAAGUGCAUCACAGCUCGAGUCCGUCCCUCGAACUGAUGAGCCCGCUACUCAAGCCCCUGCGCCAGAACCCCAAUUGGAGACUGAGGCCGAAUCAGAGAGUGUAGAAGUCGCCAAGGCUUCUCAAACUUUAGCGAAGAAUCCUCCGCUAGAGCCGCUGCAAUCAGAAGCUCUUGCCCCCGCUAACACAACGAAACGAGUGCGUAUCGCAGUCCCAGAGCCUGCCUCAGAGUCCUUCUCGCUCACUCACGGUCUACGUUCCUGUGGAAUCAACAGCCUCUAAAACGGCGGGCAGGUCAAGGCUUGAGCGCCUCAAGUGCUCUCGACGAUCUUUUGAACUCCAGUACCGGGGCAAGGCGGGUCAACGCCACUCAAAGCAAGGCAGCGGUCUCGCAUG